CGUCGGCGCCGCCCGCUCCCGGCCCGCCCCCUAUGGGCCCCGGCUGAGGCGCCCCGCCGGCCGCGGAGCCCCGAUGCUGGCCCGGAGGAAGCCGGUGCUGCCGGCGCUCACCAUCAACCCCGCCAUCGCCGAGGGCCCGUCCCCCACCAGCGAGGGCGCCUCCGAAGCGAACCUGGUGGACCUGCAGAAGAAGCUCGAGGAGCUCGAGCUCGACGAGCAGCAGAAGAAGCGGCUGGAAGCCUUCCUCACCCAGAAGGCCAAGGUCGGGGAGCUCAAGGACGAUGACUUUGAGAGGCUCUCCGAGCUGGGAGCCGGCAACGGCGGGGUGGUCACCAAAGUCCAGCACAGGCCUUCGGGCCUCAUCAUGGCCAGGAAGCUGAUCCACCUGGAGAUCAAGCCGGCCAUCCGGAACCAGAUCAUCCGCGAGCUGCAGGUACUUCACGAGUGCAACUCGCCCUACAUCGUCGGCUUCUACGGGGCCUUCUACAGCGACGGCGAGAUCAGCAUCUGCAUGGAGCACAUGGACGGCGGCUCUCUGGACCAGGUGUUGAAAGAAGCCAAGAGAAUCCCCGAGGAGAUUCUGGGGAAGGUCAGCAUCGCGGUGCUCCGGGGCCUGGCGUAUCUCCGGGAGAAGCACCAGAUCAUGCACCGAGACGUGAAGCCGUCCAACAUCCUGGUCAACUCCAGAGGGGAGAUCAAGCUGUGCGAUUUCGGGGUGAGCGGGCAGCUCAUCGACUCCAUGGCCAACUCCUUCGUGGGGACUCGCUCGUACAUGUCCCCCGAGCGCCUGCAGGGCACGCACUACUCCGUGCAGUCGGACAUCUGGAGCAUGGGCCUGUCCCUGGUGGAGCUGUCCGUCGGCAGGUACCCCAUCCCGCCGCCCGACGCCAAGGAGCUCGAGGCCAUCUUCGGCCGGCCCGUGGUUGACGGGGCGGAAGACGAGCCCCCCAGCACCUCGCCGCGGCCCAGGCCCCCCGGACGCGCCAUCAGUGGUCACGGGAUGGACAGCCGGCCGGCCAUGGCCAUCUUCGAAUUGCUGGACUAUAUUGUGAAUGAGCCUCCUCCCAAGCUGCCCCACGGCGCCUUCACGCAGGACUUCCAGGAGUUUGUAAAUAAAUGCCUCAUUAAGAACCCAGCCGAGCGAGCGGAUCUGAAGAUGCUCAUGAACCACGCCUUCAUCAAGCGGUCGGAGGUGGAAGAAGUGGAUUUUGCCGGCUGGCUGUGUAAGACGCUGCGGCUGAACCAGCCCAGCACGCCCACGCGCACGGCCGUGUGACCGCUGGGCUCCGUCCGCCGGGGACACGUCCCCUGCCCCGUCCGCGCCCGCCCUUCUCGCCAGGACCGGCCGCCUCCCGCUCCCGCCCGCCCACCCUCCGGGGCGACGCUCCAGCCGCCGGCCUCCAACUUCCUCCCCACGUGCCACAGCCACCGGCCAGGGUGGCCUCUGGUCCCCGGGACGCGGGAUGCCGCUCGCCUUGUCUUCUCAGAACCUGCUCACUUAGGUUUAAGAAAACCAACAAAUCGGGGAAAGAAAAGCAAACGGAGCAUCGUACUCCUUGUCCCAUUCACUCUUGGGCGUCAGCUCCGGUCCCGCCGGGGGGCGCUACCCGCGCCAGGUAGGGCCACGAGAGGGACCCCCAGACGCUGGCGCCUUUCCCCAGGGGAGGAAACUGCUACUGCCCCGCGUCUGUGUCACCCCCUCGCCCGCCAUCUGCCCCUCGGGGGCUCCCCAGCAGAGCUGUCAUGGGGUCCUCUCCCUGCCCGGCCACACCGGCCUCUUGUCAUGCGGCGAGCCGGCCUGUCCAGGCGGAGCGGGCCCUGUGCCCCCGAGGAACCUUCUGGUCCUGCCCAGAGCCCCUGGGCAGAGCCUGACUCCACAGCGGCCGCCACGCUGACGCUCGCCCGGCGGGAAGGAAGUGAUGGUUUCCAGGCUGCCGGUGCGGUUGUCACCCAGCAGAUCCCCAGAUAAGGCCGGGUCCCCCGCCUGCAGGCCCACGGGCGGGGGCAGGCGGCUCUGUCACUUCUGCGCGCGCCUGGCAAGGCACACGGGACCCCCGGCUGCGUCUCUUUCGGGCUGGACCGUUCAGCCACAGCCCCUCAGAAAUGAGCCGGCAGGAGAGACACUGUCCUGGUGGCCGCGUCCACUGGGGUGGCCAGCCAGGCCCGGCCUCCCUGCCUUCUGGGCUGUGCCGCCGCAGACGGCGAGGGCCGCCCCUGGGCCACCGGCAGUAGGAAGUGGCAGAGGGCAGGGCCACUCCUCCGCCAGGCCCUGAAGAUGUCGGAGCUGGGAGCCACUCCCGGUGCUUCUGAAGGCUAGAAACCCGCUGAUGCCGGUUUGUGACGAGUUGCCGGCGACGGGAUCCCCCCGCGCGGGAGGCACGGCCGGAACCUGGUCGGGCCGAGCCGGCCCUGGGUUUCAGAGGAGGCUUGUGGCCCUGUAGGAACUGCGGGAUCCUUCUCUUCUUAGGGAGACCCUUCUCGUCUCCUGUGUUUUUUUUUUGUGGACACAGAGGAGACAAGGUGGCGGCUCCUUCAACCGGCUGUCCGGGUUUCUGCCACUUCAGAGUUUGCCCCCAAAGCCUCACCUGAUUCAGCAAAGAAUAAAAAGGAUAACUAAAAGUGG
Molecule: messenger RNA, 2623 nt
Organism: Equus caballus (horse)
Lineage: Eukaryota; Metazoa; Chordata; Mammalia; Perissodactyla; Equidae
Gene: MAP2K2
Product: mitogen-activated protein kinase kinase 2
Biological process (GO): protein phosphorylation
Molecular function (GO): ATP binding; protein kinase activity
Source: RefSeq, a predicted model, not a curated record